Molecule: messenger RNA, 3413 nt
Organism: Aphis gossypii (cotton aphid)
Lineage: Eukaryota; Metazoa; Arthropoda; Insecta; Hemiptera; Aphididae
Product: probable aconitate hydratase, mitochondrial
Exons: 16
Coding region: 96-2786 (896 amino acids)
Biological process (GO): tricarboxylic acid cycle
Cellular component (GO): mitochondrion; cytosol
Molecular function (GO): 4 iron, 4 sulfur cluster binding; aconitate hydratase activity
Source: RefSeq, a predicted model, not a curated record
AUAAUAAUCUGUCUUUUGAACAAUUCAAUAUUGUAAAAAAAAGUUUGUAUUAUAAUUAUUGUUUUACGAUUAAUCGAUCGAAAUAUUUUUAUACAAUGGCGUUAAGAAGAAUAUUCAAGACCCUGCAGGUAUCGGCGAACAGUGGUAUCCAGAAGAAAUUCUUUCACACAUCUCCGGCCGUGUUUGGAGCAAAAAAAAUGGUUACGAGCAAUUUAGGAAAUAGGAAUAGUUGUUUAACUAAAAGUCUUAAUGGAAGCUGUACCAACUCAAGGUAUGAGGAUAUGGCAAGAUGUGCCUCUAGAGCCAAGGAAGCCUUAGAUCGUGGAUUUAAAUUCAGGAUUCCGUUUAAUGUUACUCCUGGAUCGAAACAAAUUAGAGCAACGAUUAAAAUAGAUGAAAUGGCACAAACAUUGAGAGAAUUUGGCGGUACUGUAUUAGCUAAUGCAUGUGGUCAAUUGGACUGCAAUGAUGUUAAAAAAGGUGAAAAAAAUACCAUUCUAAAUUCACACAACAAAAAAGAAGUGGCUAUGAGCAAGUUCGACACCAAGCCCUUACCAUACGAAAUCUUAGAAAAGCGUUUAAAAAUUGUUGCUGAUAGAUUAGGAAGGCCAUUGACCUUAACGGAAAAAAUAUUAUAUUCACACUUGGACGAUCCAGUGGGGCAAAGUAUUGAGCGUGGUGUGUCAUACCUCAAGUUGAGGCCUGAUCGUGUGGCAAUGCAGGAUGCCACUGCUCAAAUGGCUAUGUUGCAGUUUAUAUCCUCAGGUUUGCCAAAGGUUGCCGUUCCAUCCACUAUUCAUUGUGAUCACUUAAUUGAAGCUCAAGUAGGUGGAGUUGAGGACUUGAAAAGGGCUAAAGAACUGAAUGAAGAAGUUUAUAACUUUUUGAAAACUGCCAGUGCAAGAUAUGGGGUUGGUUUUUGGCACCCUGGAUCUGGAAUUAUUCAUCAAAUUAUCCUGGAAAACUAUGCUUUUCCUGGAUUAUUGAUGGUUGGUACCGACUCCCAUACACCUAAUGGCGGUGGACUUGGUGGCUUGUGUAUUGGAGUUGGCGGUGCGGACGCUGUUGAUGUGAUGGCGGAUAUUCCUUGGGAACUAAAAUGUCCUAAAGUCAUUGGUGUUCGUCUAACAGGAAAGAUGACUGGUUGGACUACACCAAAAGAUGUGAUCCUUAAAGUUGCUGAUAUUUUGACCGUCAAAGGAGGUACCGGUGCUGUAAUUGAAUAUCACGGACCUGGAGUAGAUAAUAUAUCAUGCACAGGUAUGGGUACUAUCUGUAAUAUGGGUGCGGAAAUUGGAGCUACUACUUCAUUGUUCCCUUUUAAUCACCGAAUGGCGGAUUAUUUAAAAGCUACAUCUCGUGCUGAUAUUGCUGAAGAAGCAGCUAAGUAUAGUAAGCCAUUAUUGACUCCCGAUAAUGGCUGUCAGUAUGACCAGUUAAUUGAACUUGAUUUAACAACAUUGGAACCUCAUGUCAAUGGACCUUUCACACCUGAUCUUGCCCAUCCUAUUUCAAAGUUAGGAAAUAAUGCCAAGAAAAGCGAUUGGCCAGUAGAAAUCAAAGUUGGUCUUAUUGGAAGCUGCACCAACUCAAGCUAUGAGGAUAUGGCAAGAUGUGCCACUAUAGCCAAGGAAGCCUUAGAUCAUGGACGUAAAUCAAAAAUUCCAUUUAAUGUUACUCCUGGGUCUGAACAAAUUAGGGCAACAAUUGAAAGAGAUGGAAUUGCACAAACAUUGAGAGAAUUUGGCGGUACUGUAUUAGCUAAUGCAUGUGGUCCGUGUAUUGGUCAAUGGGACCGCAAAGAUGUUAAAAAAGGUGAAAAAAACACCAUUGUAAGUUCAUAUAACAGAAACUUUACUGGACGUAAUGAUGCCAAUGCAGCAACUCAUGCCUUUGUCACUUCUCCGGAGCUAGUUACUGCUUUAGCCAUUGAAGGUCGUUUGGACUUUGAUCCUACAAAAGAUUCGAUCAAGGGUGCUGAUGGUAAAGAAUUUAAAUUAAGUAAUCCUUUCGGUGACGAAUUACCCGCAAAAGGAUUUGAUCCAGGUCAAGAUACUUACCAAGCUCCACCUGCUGAUGGAUCAGCUGUUAGUGCAGUAGUAGACCCUAAAUCCAAUCGUCUUCAAUUAUUGGAACCAUUUAAACCUUGGGAUGGAAAAGAUUUGGUAGAUCUUACUAUACUUAUUAAAGUGAAAGGAAAAUGUACAACGGAUCAUAUUUCUGCGGCCGGCCCAUGGUUGAAAUAUCGAGGUCAUUUAGAUAAUAUAUCAAAUAACAUGUUCUUAACUGCAACCAAUGCAGAUAAUAAUGAAAUGAAUAAGGUAAAAAAUCAAUGUACUGGAGAAUGGGGUUCAGUACCAGACACAGCCAGAGCAUACAAAGCUGAAGGUAUAUCAUGGGUAGUGUUUGGUGAUGAAAACUACGGCGAAGGAAGUAGCAGAGAACAUGCUGCUUUAGAACCACGUCAUUUGGGAGGACUCGCGAUCAUUGUCAAAUCUUUUGCCCGUAUUCAUGAAACCAAUUUGAAGAAACAAGGAUUAUUAGCUCUGACAUUUGACGAUACUAAGGAUUACGAUAAAGUUCAACCAGAUGACAAAGUGUCUUUGGUUGGACUUGACGAAUUUACUCCUGGCAAGCCUUUGACUUGCAUAUUACGGCACAAUGAUGGAACUUGUGAAGAGAUAUUACUAAAUCAUACUUUCAACACACAGCAGAUACAAUGGUUUAAAUCUGGAAGUGCAUUAAACCGAAUGAAGCAACUAGCCGCUACUAUGGGCAAUCCGUAGUACAGGAUCCUCCGAAACUUAGGUUAAGUUUACUCAAAAUUACUCAAUAUAUGCAACCCAGGUAACACAUAUUAACCUAACUGAAUCACAACCGACGUCAGACCCCACACGUGACCGAUAUAUAUUUUACCCCUUCACCAUAAAAUACAUUAACCUCACCAUUACACCCGCCUUUGAAGAGAAAUAAUAUACAUAAUAUUCUGAUGCACAUUUGUAUCGACUAAAUCAGACACUUGGCCGACAUAUAUUUUUACCCAGUCCAAUCAAUUCUAUUAUCACCCCUUUUAUUUAAACACUCACACCCGCACACAACAUAUAUACUAUCACAUACAUACAACAUAAGUAGGGUUAGGUUAGGUUUUUCGGUCCCCAUGUUGCGAUGCCACAAAAAAAAAGGUUAGGUUACAUCACACGUAUAACAAUCAAACAUAUUUACUAUUAUACAGUUAUCACAUUGGUAUUAUAAUUAUUUACGAAUAAGCGCCUCGUUAAAGCAUACGUUAUACAAAGGACUGUAUCACACACACUCACUACAAUUUACAUAGUAUUUUAUUCUUAUAUAUCAAUAAAACACAUCGUUAGCAUACCAAAAAUCACGUAUUCAUACAAUUAUACAAAUACAUAUAA